Molecule: messenger RNA, 5643 nt
Organism: Electrophorus electricus (electric eel)
Lineage: Eukaryota; Metazoa; Chordata; Actinopteri; Gymnotiformes; Gymnotidae
Gene: wdr11
Product: WD repeat domain 11
Cellular component (GO): cytoplasm
Molecular function (GO): protein binding
Source: RefSeq, a predicted model, not a curated record
UGCACUUGACUUACUUCCUGUUUAUUAGGCUGUAAUCUGACAAACAUUCACUUUGAAUCGAUCUCAGACAUGAUUCCAUAUACUGUCAAUAUUAAACUUGCUGCACGGACACUAACUGGGACUCUCAAUUUACAAAACAAAACUGCUGUAGAUUGGGGUUGGCAGGGGCUGAUCGCCCAAGGAUGCCACACCAGCAUCCUUAUCAUUGAUCCAAAGACAGCGCAGACUAUUCAGGUCCUGGAGCGACACAAAGCCAAUGUUGUCAAGGUGAAAUGGUCCAGGGAGAACUACCACCACAGCCUCAGCUCACCCUACUCCCUGAGGCUGGCCUCGGCCGAUGCAGCAGGCAAGAUCAUCGUGUGGGACGUGGUGAGUGGCAUAGCCCACUGUGAGAUCCAGGAGCACACCAAGCCUAUCCAGGACAUGGACUGGCUGUGGAAUCAGGAUGCCUCGCGGGACUUGCUCUUGGCCGUGCACCCUCCCAACUACAUUGUACUGUGGAACGGAGACACAGGGACCAAGCUGUGGAAGAAGAGCUAUGCUGAGAACAUCCUCUCCUUCUCCUUUGACCCCUUUGAUCCCGCCAACCUGGCUUUGUUGACCAGCGAGGGCAUCGUCUUCAUCACAGACUUUUCCCACUCCAAGCCCCCGGGCAGCAGCGGCAAGAAGGUUUAUAUCGCCAGCCCCCACUCCAGCCCUGCCCACAGCAAACCCACUGCCAUCCAGCCCACAGGCGCCAAAAAAGCCCUCAACAAGGUCAAAGUGCUCAUCACCAACGAGAAACCCACGGCAGAGGCAGUGACACUGAACGACUGUCUCCAACUGUCCUAUUUGCCCUCGAAGAGGAGUCACAUGCUGCUGCUGUACCCCAGAGAGAUCCUCAUCCUGGACCUGGAGCUCAGCCAAACUGUGGGGGUGGUGGCCAUUGAGCGCUCUGGUGUGCCCUUUAUACAGGUAAUCCCGUGUGCCCAGAGGGAUGCACUCUACUGCCUGCAUGAGAAUGGCUGCAUCACCCUGCGCGUGUGCCGUUCUACCACGCCAUUGGCCGAGGAAGCAGCGGUGGACCCGGAGCAGGCUGUGCAGGAGCUGGUGUACGACUUGCGCGCGCAGUGUGAUGCAAUCCGUGUCACUAAAACGGUGCGACCCUACCGCGCCAUGCUCUGUCCUGUCAACGAGAACAGGGCUGCUCUAGUGGUCAGUGAUGGACGCGUCAUGCUCUGGGAGCUCAAGGCGCAUGCAAGCAAAGCGGCAGCCAACCCCAGUACUGGCUUGUCUCCUCUCUACACCCCCCUUGAUUUCUGUGCCACUCCUUUGGCUCAGAACCAGAAACGGAUCCCAGACCUCUCCCUCAACAGUAUGAUUGGUCACACGCUGAUCUCGGGCGUAGACCCUCCCUGGCCAUCAGCGGGCCAGCAGGAGGUGCAGCUGCGCUUCAUACUGACGGGGCUGCUGUCUGGCCUGCCCCUGCCACCCUUCUCCCUGCGGAUGUGUCCCCCGUUGACCACCAAGAACAUCAACCACUAUCAGCCCCUGCUGGCCGUGGGCAGCAGCAAUGGCUCAGUGUUGGUGUAUAACCUGACCAGUGGCCUCCUGCACAAAGAACUCAGCGUCCAUUCCUGUGAAGUCAGAGGGAUUGAAUGGGUGAGUCUGACCAGUUUCCUCUCCUUUGCCACCUCUGCUCCUAAUAACAUGGGCCUUGUGAGGAACGAGCUUCAGCAUGUUGACUUACGCACAGGCAGGUGCUUUGCAUUCCGGGGCGAGCGCGGCAAUGACGAAUCAGCCAUUGAAAUGAUUAAAGUGUCGCAUCUGAAACAGUAUCUGGUAGUGGUGUUCAGAGACAAGCCUCUGGAACUUUGGGAUGUGCGCACAGGGACAUUGCUGCGUGAGAUGGCCAAGAACUUCCCCACUGUUACUGCACUGGAAUGGUCUCCCUCUCACAACCUAAAAAGUCUGAAGAAGAAGCAGCUCGCAGCCCGAGAAGCCAUGGCCAGGCAGACCACACUGUCGGAUGCCGAGCAGAGCAGCGUUGAGUCCUCCGUCAUCAGUCUGCUGCAGGAUGCCGAGAGCAAAGCAGAGACGAGUCAGGGCAUCUCGGCCCGGGAGCACUUUGUGUUUACUGACACAGACGGCCAGGUCUACCACAUCACCGUGGAAGGCAACACUGUGAAGGAUGGAGCACGCAUCCCCCCUGAUGGCAGUAUGGGUAGCAUUGCCUGCAUUGCAUGGAAGGGAGACACUCUGGUUCUGGGAGAUGUGGAUGGAAACCUGAACUUCUGGGAUCUGAAGGCCCGUCUCAGCAGGGGUUUCCCCACACAUCGUGGCUGGGUGAAGAAGAUCCGCUUUGCCCCAGGGAAGGGUAACCAGAAGCUCUUGGUUAUGUACACUGAUGGCGUCGACGUGUGGGACACCAAAGAGGUGCAGAUGGUAAGCAGCAUUAGAGUGGGCCGGAACGUGACCUACCGUAUUCUGGACAUCGAUUGGUGCACCUCGGACAAGGUGGUGCUGGCCUCGGACGAUGGCUGUGUGCGCGUGCUGGAGAUGGCCAUGAAGUCAGCAAGCUACCGGAUGGAUGAGCAGGACCUAACAGAUCCAGUGUGGUGUCCAUACCUACUGCUCCCUCGAGCAGCUCUCACACUGAAAGCCUUCCUUCUUCUGCAACCCUGGUCUGGAACCUUCACCAUGGACAUCACACAAGUGGACUACAGUGAGAAGGAUGAAAUCAAAGGCCUGGUGCAGGAGCAGCUGAACUCCCUGUCUAAUGACAUCAAAAGUGUACUCCAGGACCCAGAGCUGAACCUGCUUCAGCGCUGCCUCCUAGUGUCACACCUGUUCGGCGACGAGUCGGAUCUGCUCUUCUGGACGGUGACGGCACACUACCUCCAGUCUUUCGCCCAGGCACGGCAGCUGGACGUGCCAGGCCCCACCUCCCCAUCCCCAGCAGGAGCCCGCCAGCAGAGCACCCCCCAGGGCCACCUGGACAUCUGCCAUGACACGCUUUGCGAGAGCUCUUUCUUCCAGAGAUUUCAGUUGGAAAGGGUGCACCUGCAGGAGGUGAAGAGGUCCAGCUAUGAACACACCAAAAAAUGUGCUGACCAGCUCCUGCUUCUGGGCCAGACAGACCGGGCGGUGCAGCUGCUGCUGGAGACGAGUGCGGACAACCCGAGCUACUACUGUGACUCACUCAAGGCCUGCUUAGUCACCACCAUCCCCUCGUCGGGCCCCUCGCAAAGCACCAUCAAGUUGGUGGCUACCAACAUGAUCGCCAGUGGCAAGCUGGCAGAGGGUGUGCAGUUACUGUGCCUGAUUGACAAAGCGGCAGACGCGUGCCGGUAUCUGCAGACGUAUGGCGAGUGGAAUCGAGCAGCCUGGCUGGCCAAGGUCCGUCUGAACCCAGCAGAGGCAUCGGACGUGCUGAAGCGUUGGGCUGAGCACCUCUGCUCUCCUCAGGUCAAUCAGAAGACGAAAGCCAUUUUGGUGCUGCUGUCACUUGGCUGUUUCCAUAAAGUGGGAGAGAUGCUCCACAGCAUGAGGUACUUUGACCGUGCGGCACUCUUCAUUGAAGCCUGUCUGAAGUACGGCGUGAUGGAAGCCAAUGAGAUCACUAAUAAGCUGAUCGGGGCAGCAUUCGCCGAUUAUGCUCGCCUGCUCCGCUCCACGGGCCUGCGUGAGGGAUCAGCACUGUGGGCCUCACGGGCUGGAGGAGCCGGCGAGGAGAUCCUGGAGGAGCUCUUCCAGGGCGAGGGAUCAGGGCCGGACAUCGCCCCUGGGGAGCAGGAGGCAAACAGCAGCCCGGGGGCCGCAGAUUGAGGCUUGCCCCCAGCGGGAGAGAGGUUUGACGGAGGAGUCAUGGAGCUGGCAGUGGAGACUGAAGAAGGAGGGCAGAGAGGAGAGCGCCGCAGUGGAUGAAGACUCAGAACAAUUAUAUGGAUUGCACCAGGCUGGCACCAUCUCUACCCAUGUCUAAAAUGUCAGGAUGUAGUCUCUUCUCCUGCACUUGUGCUGAAGGUGAUGGGUAUAAGAAAAUUAAGCGUGGGGGAAGGUGGUGUGGAAUGUGUGAUACAGUGCAUGAGUGUGGCGCAGCCGUGGGAUUCAAAUGGAACAUUUCAGCGCCGUAUGCACUUUCUGUAAAGUCAUGCGCUCUGUCAUACAUGUACACACACUUUUGAUUUGUUUACGUUCCUUACCCUGCAUGGUAGCUAUUCUCAUACUGUAAGUGUGUGUAGCGCCUCACGUUGUCCUGUUUGCCACUGAAGGAAAGUUCAUCAGCAUUCAAAAUUUUACUAUGGUCUUGAACCUAGACCAUAGACCUAUACCUUGCUUGGGUUAGGAUUUUGCCUAAAUGUCAUCCAGAUUUUUUUUAAAUACGUAUAUAUUAUGUAAACAUAUUGAAGUACUUUACAUACAGAUACACUGAAGUCUGUAUGCCCUAAAUUAUCUUUCUCUACAAACUUUCUCUACAAAUUUUCAGUUAAUGAUGACAUUUAAAUAAAUAUUUGCUAAUCUAUUAAAAAUAAUUGCCAUCCUGAAAUGCACACAAACAUGCUGCUUCAGCCAUUCCAAAGUGGGAUUUUGCACUUUUAAGUUUGACCAAUUCCUUUUUCUUUUUUUUUUUGGACUACAGAAGUUAGCAUAAUGAUGUUACACUCUUGAUUUAUUCAUGUAUUAAGUGUAAAUAAAGUUUCCUGUUCCUAAGAACAUAUGCAAGUGGGAAAAUGUCUAAUUGUUGUCCCUAGUCUACUUUGAAAUAUAAAAGAAACUACCGUUAAUAUUUGGUACGCAGACAUUUGUUUCUGUUUCAUGUGUAAAAUCUAUAGGAGCAGAAAUGAUGAAUAAUUAGCUUAACCAGUCAUAAUGGAAUUUGCUCAGUCAAUGGGCUCAAAAGGUUUUGUUCCAACAUCAAAAGGUUUUGUUUCAACAACACUCACACCAACCAGAGCUAAUCAAGUGACGCUUGCAAUUUGGAAGCUGAGCAUCACUUCACCUUGAGAAAUAUCAUGGCCCCAUUUUUAAUUCCACACAGCAAGGUUGUUGUUUUAAAAUGUGGAUUAUAAUCAUCAGUGCCCUGUUGGGCAGGUGUUAAUGGUGUAAUUUCAUCUAUGCGUACAGUGCUGUAUCAGAUUCUCUACUAUGAGUCUGUAGCAUGACUAAACCCACUACUACGGUGCGAUUCCUCAGCCUCCUCCCCAUGCGAAACUUGUUCAUGCUGUUUGCCCAGUCGUCAUUGCUGACUUCUUGCAGUGUCUCUAUGGCAACCCAUGGAUGUUUUGACAGUCAUGGGUUGUUCACGAAGACUGCAGUGGAGCUGAGUAGAAGUGAUCUUUCGAUGUUGUUCUGUAACUCGUGACAUUAUUGCUGUUACUUCUGUGGUUCUCUGUCUGAGACCUCUUUGAGCCUCUGGACCAGGAGUAUUCCUUUUGCAGUUUUUAUUGCAGCAGAAGUCACUGUGCUUUUCUAAGCAAUUACCUUGAAUAUUGGAAUAAUUUGCUUUACAUUCCGUGAUUCUGAAUAAUGCACAAAUCACCUUCAUAAUGAUAUUCCUCCUAAAUGUUUAGAAUGAAAACUACAGGUAUGAAAACUAUGUGCUAAUGAGUUUAAUAUAUGUAUAUAGAGAAAGCAAUAAACAUAUUCAGUCAAUGUGUUUCA